ACAGCUUUGUACUUAACAACUCUGAAACUGAAUCCGGGUAACGGUGGUGACCUUGGCGAGUUAGUCAUCAUGGCGGCCAUCGUCAGAUUGAGUUCUGUGUGUCGUAGGGGUGUAAAACCUCUUUUCUACCAAAGCACCCUGCUGACUAGGCCAGCUGUUGUCCUUCUCAAAGAGCUGCAGCCCCACCCCCUGACUGCAAGGAUCCAUUCGUCACCACCUCUCUACGCGGGCUCCGACUCCAAAGCCGCGUCCCUUCACUGGACAGCAGAGCGAGUGCUGAGCAUCGCCCUGCUUGCCUUGGGUCCUGUGGCGUACUUCAGCCCCGGGCCAGUCAUCGAUUACUCCCUGGCUGCUGCUCUCACCCUGCAUGGACACUGGGGUCUGGGUCAGGUGUUAACGGACUAUGUCCAUGGGGACACAAAGGUCAAGCUCGCCAGUGCAGGCCUCUUCGUCCUGUCCACGGUCACCUUCGCCGGACUCUGCUACUUCAACUACAAUGACGUGGGCAUCUGCAAUGCUGUCGCUCUCCUCUGGAGCAAAUGAGAGGGAUUUUGGACUUGUGAGCUCAGGGGGAACCAGUGCUUUGGGAGAAAUCUUGUCCCACCUAAUUGUAAAAAAAUAAUAAUAAGUCAACAUGUUCUUUAUAAGUUCUAUCAUUUUGCAUUUUCUGAGGAUGUCAUGUGUUUGUUUAAUAGAUGCUGAUCCUUUCCAGCUUGUUUUUUUCCAUGGAGUUGAGCUGCAAGCAUUUACUUUGGAUAUUCAAGCAUUUUCAUCCAUACAGUUAUGGUUGUGAUCAAGUCUUACAGAAUACAAAAGUUUAACAUCUUCCGUCGUGUUUUAUAUAUAUAUCAGCCACACACUCUGACACAGCAGCCCAUUCUGCAGCUCUAACUCAGCUUUGGAGGUUUUUCACAAGCCACAAUAAAGUUAUUUUAUGAUUCA
Molecule: messenger RNA, 942 nt
Organism: Gambusia affinis (western mosquitofish)
Lineage: Eukaryota; Metazoa; Chordata; Actinopteri; Cyprinodontiformes; Poeciliidae
Gene: sdhdb
Product: succinate dehydrogenase complex, subunit D, integral membrane protein b
Exons: 4
Coding region: 70-543 (157 amino acids)
Biological process (GO): mitochondrial electron transport, succinate to ubiquinone; tricarboxylic acid cycle
Cellular component (GO): mitochondrial envelope; membrane
Molecular function (GO): heme binding; ubiquinone binding
Source: RefSeq, a predicted model, not a curated record